This is a messenger RNA of Penicillium diatomitis, 861 nucleotides long. Its product is annotated as YdcF family protein. The transcript has a single exon. NCBI's taxonomy places the organism in Eukaryota, Fungi, Ascomycota, Eurotiomycetes, Eurotiales, Aspergillaceae. The record is from RefSeq and is a predicted model, not a curated record. The coding region runs from base 1 to 861 and encodes 286 amino acids. Gene Ontology annotation, cellular component: plasma membrane.
AUGGACGGUCGUUUGAAAGACCCCAACGUCGCAUGUGACGGGAUAACGACGCUCGAUUCAAGUACAAUUGCAGAUAUCAAUACACUGGCAGCAUUCCUGAGCAACUGCGAACUCGAGGAUCUUUCCUCGGUGCCUUCAGCUGACUGUAUUGUUCUGUGCGCAUCACAAGUUCUAUAUGGGGCUGAAAAGAUCUUCGAUACCCUCCAAGCGAGGCCUGGCUUGGCCAAGUGUCUGGUACUUUGUGGCGGCAUUGGCCAUUCGACAAACUUACUCUACAGCGCUGUCGGACAACAUCCACGCUACUCGAGACUCUUUCACUCGAUCCAAGACUUACCAGAAGCUAGAGUGUUGGAGAAGAUUCUAAAUGAAUUUUUCGACCGAGCGGCCAUUGAGGCAGACGGAUGCCGUAUCCUGAUUGAAGAAAAGUCCACAAAUUGUGGGCAAAAUGCAUCUGAAAGUCGCCAGGUUCUCAGCCAGGCAGGCUUCUCUGCCCCGUCGACAUGUAUCAUUGCUCAAGACCCGACAAUGAUGCUACGAACAAAAGCCUCCUUUGAACGAGUCUACCAAGAUGCGCCUUUCUCUGUUGAAUUUCUAAGUUGCCCGUUGUUGGUGCCGAAGUUGCACAUAUCCAAGGCUGGCGUAUUGGAAUACCAGAACAAGACCAUCGUUCCUGGGAUGUGGACAUUCGAUCGCUUCAUUGAGUUGAUCAUGGGGGAGAUACCGAGAUUAAGAGACGACGAGGAGGGCUAUGGUCCCCGCGGACGGGACUUCAUUUCGCAUGUUGACCUCCCAUCUGAGAUCGAGGCAGCCUGGUCUCGCCUGUUUGACACGUUCAAAGAUACAAAAGUCCUGCAGCGGUAG